CGGCGCCGCCAUGACGGAGCCGUCGCGCGGGGCACGCCGGGACUUGUAGUCCUGGUCUGGGGGCGGGGCAAACGGCCCUGCGCUCCUCCCAUUGGCUGGUGGCGGCUCAGCCUUCUGGCGCGCGCCGGAAGUAGCUGCUGAACGGCGGAGACUUUGAACGGCGGUGCGGGCGGCCAUGCAGGUGGGGGCCGGCUGGCAGCCGCGCCUCCUCCGGCAGGUGCUGGGCUGGAGGGUGGUGGCCGCCGUCGCCUGGUCUGUGCUGCUGCUGCCCGUCUGCACUGCGGCCUUCAUCGUCCUCAGCGGCCUCGACCCCUUCCACCCGGUGCGCUGGAUCUCCAAUUCUUUCAAUGAUUUCUAUACUUCCUAUGUCAUCUUUUGUAUCUUCUUCAUGUCUGUGGUGAUACUGGUAAUAAGCAUCUUCAAUGUUGAAUUUUAUGCAGUUGUGCCAUCAAUACCGUGCUCUCGAUUAGAACUCAUAGGAAAAAUUAUUCACCCUCGCCAAGCUAUCCAUUCGGUUGUUCAUGCUGUAAUGGGAAUGUUGGUUGCUUGGUGCGCUGCGGUUAUGACGAAAGGGAAGUUCCAGUUUCUUGCUGUGCCCUGCACACCUUCAGAAAGUCCAGGUGAUGCUGUUCCUCAGAAGUGCCUAAAUGAAUAUCACCUCUUUUUUCUACUUUCUGGAGCUUUCAUGGGAUACAGUUAUAGUCUUUUUUAUCUUAUGAACAAUAUGAAUUAUUUACCAUUCCCAAUCAUACAGCAAUACAAGUACUUGCGUUUCAGAAGAUCUUUACCUCUCCUCAUUAAACACAGUUGUGUGGAAUCACUGUAUUUUGUUAGGAACUUCUGUGUCAUAUAUUACUUUUUUGGGUAUAUCCCAAAGGUAUGGAUAUGCACCACUAUGGAUCUUCAUGUAGACAGUAAAUUGUAUCCUCUUGACACUCUGACUGGCUUAUUGGAUCUCUCCUUGUUUUACCAUGCCUGGUUAUGUGGUGUAUUUCUUCUGAUUACCUGGUACAUUGCAUGGUUGCUCUUCAAAAUCUAUGCUACAGAGACACAUCAUUUUCCUGUACAGCCAACUUUUGCUGAGGAGACAGACCAGUGCCUGCCUAAAAUCUUAAACAGCAACCCUCCCCUCAUUAUAAAGUUUUUAGCCUUACAAGACUUGAUGUUACUUUCCCAAUAUUCUCCUGUUCGACGACAGGAAGUCUUUAGCCUUAGUCAGCCAGGUGGGCACCCACACAACUGGACUGCGAUAUCAAGGGAGUGUUUGAGUCUUCUGAGUGAUCUGACCCAGAGGCUGGUCGCACAGCAGGAAGCUGCAGCAGCAAAUGGGAGAGCAAAGCAGCCAGCAGGAGAGCUGAAAGUAUCUCCACAGACUCCAGGAGCUGUUGCGGCAGAAGAUGUACCUUUGCAGUCACAGAGAUCUAAUAUUGUUCCCAGAGCCUCCAUGUCUUCACUGGUUAAGUCAUCCUUAAUGCCUUUAAAGACAUCGCCUGGGUCUGAAGUUGGUUCACCUUUCAGCUCACCUGCUUUAAAUUGCAAGAUGAGAAUUCAGGAUGUAAACUCUCCUUGGCAAGGAUCAGUCCCAAGUCCUGAAGCUAGGAGAAGAGGACCAAAGCUGUGGACAUCAGGUUCAGAUCUGCAAAUGAACGGUUCUCACCAUGAAUCCUUCCCAGUCCUCUCCGCAAGAGUUGGCAGCAAGGCAGUACAGCCAAGCUUUAUUUACACGUGGCUUCGGAACAAGCAAGAACAGAUAAAAAACUUUUUGUCAAAACGAGUCCUGAUAAUGUAUUUCUUCAGCAAGCACCCAGAAGCCUCCAUCCAAGCUGUUUUCUCCGAUGCCCAAAUGCAUAUCUGGGCUUUAGAAGGUCUAUCUCACUUGGUAGCAGCUUCCUUUACUGAAGACCAAUUUGGAGUUGUCCAAACUACACUGCCAGCUAUCCUGGAUGCUUUACUGACUCUUCAGGAGGUUGUAGACAGAUACUUCAAACUGCCUCAUGUUUCUAGCAAGCCCUCCAGGAUUUCAGGAAGUCUGGUGGACACGUCCUACAAAACACUACGAUUUGCACUUAGAGCAUCUCUGAAAACAGCACUGUACCGGAUAACUACUGUCUUUGGAGAACACUUGAAUGCAGUGCAAGUGUCUGCGGAGCAUAAGAAAAGACUUCAGCAGUUCUUGGAAUACAAAGAAUAAAUAACAGAUUUUGAUGCAGCUAUGUUUUUUUUCUUGGCAUGAAGAAACUGGGGGUAAUGAGUCUUUUUGUCUUGGCUUUUUGGAAAAGCAUAUGGAAGUACAAGUCACAGAGCAAAACUCCUAGAACUUUAGAAGAUGUCUUCUGGGUUUAGAUCAUCUUUUGUAUAAUAAAGCUUUUUUUUUAAAAAAAAAAAAAAAUCAAUCUUGCUACCUUUCAAUAUCACUUACAAAUGAGAAAGUGUCAGUUCUUAUUUUAUGUAAGACUGACAUUUGGGAUGAUCAGAGUGACCUUGCCACUCAAAUCCUUCACUGGUUUUCAUGCUGUGUUCUUUUCCUACUCUUUCCUGCUAAAGGGCUGAGUGGAGAUUUACACAGAUACUCAGUGUGCCUCAGUGUUUCAUAAAUUUAGUGUGUGGUACUUUUAGUGCAGACCAAGUAUGUACUGUAAGAGCAGGAAACAGAUGUGCCCAGGAAUAAAACAUGCUGCUCUUCUGUUAGAUGGAAAUAUUCUAUCAGAGUAAAAUGGAUGUGCAGAAAGGCAUUGGUAAGACACAAAUAUGGCUUGAAAAGCUCCCAGUUUGGAUUUUAUCUUUAAGGUGACCCAGGAAAUGAGGUUCUGAUCUACGCUGAAGCAUACAAGAAACAUUACUGCAUUUAGUAAAACUCCAAGUAAUGGCAUUGUGAAUUAAACUUUAGAUCAACAGCUCUCUCUUCAGGUGUAGAGGAAGGAUGUUUGCAGCAUAUCCAACUUUUUUGAGAUAACCUACGUUAUAUUUCUCACCAGAAGCUACCAAUCACUUUUCAAAAGCAUUUUUAAAACCUUCUUAUGUGGAAGUAAACCUGUCCAAAUGAUUUGAAAAUUGACUACUUUGUUUUUAAACUGGCUCCAUGUACUGCGAUAUCCACACUAGAAAACAUGUAUGCAGUGCAAAGAGCUUAGAUGUAGCUGCAGUACCUUACCAUUUUGUUCCUUUUCUGUUGAGGUGGCUUACAGCAAAUGCCAUAAGGCAGUGAACUGUUUUGUUAUAGUUAAAGGUUAAGCACGGUCCUUUAAAGCUUCCCCAAGCUUAGCUUCUACCACAGGUUUGACCAUUAUGUCAAGGCCUCUUCCCCGCCUGGCUUAUUAAAUAAUUUAAUUUGCUUAUUAGGGUAUUGCAGUGUGCACCUGGAGUUAAUAUGAACUUGGGUGUAACUGUUGACCUGAACCAAAUGCUUCAGCCAAAAGUUUCAAAUACGUUUUUAAUUCAUUUAAACAGGUGCAGAAUAUUUUUUUUUAUUGCUCUGGUAUUUUCUGCAACAUUCCCACAACUGUAAGCUGUAAGUUGUAAUUAACAGUGUUACGGCUGUCAGCAGCCGGCUUAAAACGUAGACUUCUUUUUGAUGCCAAAGUGCUUGAGGUCUGUCCUCCUCGUGUUGCAGUAGAGAUUUGCACAUGACAUCUGCUAAUGUGCGUGUGAUUCACGGCAUUCUCUGUGUAUGACAGAAGAGCUUUCAAAAGCCAAGUGCUUUGUGGUUUCUUUAAAAGCUCCCAUUUUUAAGUUGGGUUUUUUUUUAAACUUUUACUCAAAAGUGCACCUUUAACAGUAUCUCAUGCUCAUGAAUGUAAGUGUUCAAGAAUAUAAAGUAUAUGUUGGGUGCCCUCUGAAUGUGCAGUAACUGGCUUGCACAACUCAAAUGGCAAACAUCUUAUUCUAGUUUUGGCUUUGGAAAUAAUCAUAUUCCUCUGGCAAACCGUGCUGG
This is a messenger RNA of Cuculus canorus (common cuckoo), 3931 nucleotides long. It is a transcript of the gene NDC1, whose product is annotated as NDC1 transmembrane nucleoporin. Gene Ontology annotation, molecular function: protein-macromolecule adaptor activity. Gene Ontology annotation, cellular component: nuclear pore transmembrane ring. Bases 176 to 2191 code for a protein of 671 amino acids. The record is from RefSeq and is a predicted model, not a curated record. Gene Ontology annotation, biological process: nuclear pore organization. NCBI's taxonomy places the organism in Eukaryota, Metazoa, Chordata, Aves, Cuculiformes, Cuculidae. The transcript has 18 exons.